CAAGCCUUCGAUGCCGGUGGGGACGGGCCCUGGGGACAAAACCCAUAUCUGGCGCCGUCCGCGCUCCCUGCCGCUCUUUUGCCUGCUGUCGCUUGGUUGACUUUCUCCCUGCUGUCGGUUGAUUGACUUCUGUCGCUUGGUUAUUGACUUUCUGCCAGCUGUUGCCAUUCUUUGUCCGUCGCCCGGUCCCUAUCUGUAGCGGCCCUCGUAUUCCGCAUCCAGCACCCAGCACCCAGGCUCAGACUCGCGUCUUGCGGCAGCAGCACGAGAGACGUGCGCCGGCGAUGCAGACGGCUUGAUCUCGUGACACGACUCUCCUUUUGCUCUCUGGACAUUCCCGACUACCCUACGCUCCUUGCUCCCCCCGCCCGCUGGCACGAUGCCCCCCCGCGACGCCAACUGGAUAGAUGGCCUGCGCGGCAUUGCCUCGUUCAUGGUCGUGAGCGGCCACCUGUGCACCGCGCUGGUGCCCUGGCUGCACGCGCCUGCAAACGACCCAAAGACUGCGCCGCACCUGUUUCAGCUGCCCUUCUUCCGCCUCGCCGUCGGCGGCCGCAGCGCCGUCGCCAUCUUCUUCCUCGUGACGGGCUAUGUCAACUCGAUCGGGCCCAUCGGCAAGUCGCGGGCCGGCAACCACGACGCCGCCUUCACGGGCAUUGCGCGCUCUGCUCUCGCGCGCUCCGGCCGCCUUGUCCUGCCCACAAUGGCUGCGACCUUCAUCACCUGGUUCAUGGCGAACACGAACGCAUACCACAUGACAAAGCACGUUGAUUCGACGUGGAUCCGCCAGGGCUGGCACAGGCAGGAGCCGACGGUGUGGGCCGCCUUCAAGUCGCUGGUCAAGGUCGAGACCGAGACGUGGACGAUUGGGUGGAAUGAGUACGACGGCACACAGUGGACCCUGCACUUGUUCCUGGAGGGCAGCAUGCUGGUCUACACGACCAUGUUUGCGACCGUCAUGGUCAAGCCCAAGGCGCGCCUGCUGGUCUACGCUGUGCUGUACGUCUACUUCUGGCAGAUGGGCGAGGGUCUCGCAGUCGGUGCUCUCAAGGGACUAAACAUUGUCACGGGCAUGUUCGUCGCCGAACUGCACAGCCACUACAGGGACUCCGCAACCUCGGUCCUCCCCGCGCCUGUGCCCGCCAUGAUGAUCAUCUUCGGUAUGUUCCUCGCCGGGUACCCUCAGGACAGCCCUCAGAACGCCCACUGGUCGCACGUCAUGCAGCGAAUGAUGCACAGCAUCACACCUGACAAGUCGGACAUCCGUCGUUACUGGGAUCACCUGGGCGCAUCCACCGUGCUCCUGGGAAUCUUCUUCUCUGCUAGAGCACGCAAGGUACUCACAUCUCCCGUCUUCAACUUCCUUGGCCGCGUCAGUUUCCCCGUGUACCUGCUCCACAACACAUUCAUAAAGUCCGUGCUCACUUGGAUGAUCUAUCUCCCAUCCGCCAUGAAUCCGCCCCGCAACGAGAAGGGCGAGCAGCUCGACCUUCAGCGCGGAUCCACAACACACAUCUUCAUCGCCGUAGCGGUUUUCUACUACAUACUGUACCGUACAGCAGCCCUCUGGAUUAAACACGUCGACCCAGUAUGCGCAAACAUGGUCAACGCCGCAACAAAAUGGGCCUACGGCGAGCCCCAGCAGCGCGAGUCACGCCCCAUUCUCGGAAACGGGAGCGCGUCUCCCAAGCAGAUGUCCGUCCUGCCAUCAUGAGACACCCAUCUCUCCCAGAGUGUUACUGGCACUCACAUCUAUUCUUGUGCAUAGCGGAGCAUGGUUCUCUGCGCCUUCACACUAGCGUAUCACAUUUAGUACCGUCCAUCUCCUAUGUCACUGUAUAACGAUCGGCAUUCUGAGCGAGCGUGGUAAGCCGAGCCGAGUCCGAACUUCCUUAUUUCUAGCAUACCCAAAAUCGCGGCGUUGAAGAGCAUCUGGAUCAGCAUUUGGUUGGAAGCUUUGCAUAUACUGUACACGCAGCGUCAAGUGUUUGAACAGCUUGUUGACAUGCAAAGGUAAGAUGAAUCAUAUGGAUGUGGCUGUAGAGUAGGUAGAGUAGAGGUGGAGGAGGAUGAGCGAAUACACAAGAUAUUACU
Messenger RNA from Didymella exigua CBS 183.55, 2094 nucleotides. RefSeq lists its product as uncharacterized. Gene Ontology annotation, cellular component: membrane. Gene Ontology annotation, biological process: polysaccharide biosynthetic process. The transcript has 3 exons. NCBI's taxonomy places the organism in Eukaryota, Fungi, Ascomycota, Dothideomycetes, Pleosporales, Didymellaceae. Gene Ontology annotation, molecular function: acyltransferase activity, transferring groups other than amino-acyl groups. The coding region runs from base 380 to 1714 and encodes 444 amino acids. The record is from RefSeq and is a predicted model, not a curated record.